GCCCUGGGAAACGCGUGCAUUUAUUCAUAGCAAGUGUGCAAGGCUCACCAAUCGAGAGGCAGAGGCAGCAGUAGUCAGGCUUAGGUAUUCUGCCGUCUCUGGAUAUAAUUUUAGAUUUAGAUUCUGCUUAAAUCCAAAGGGAAAACACUUUAUAAGGCUGAAAGCUGUGUAGUUGCAACAGCCAGGGUUAUGAGCUAUCAAAGGCAAUUACAUUAAAAUAGAUUAUACUGCGUAAAUUGAGCCAUUUAGAAGGUGAGAACCAAAGAAACAGCUCUGAUCCCCCUUCUUUCUAAAUUGCAGUUUUAGUUCCUUGCAAUUCUGAGGCACAAAAGUAGGUGAGACUGCUUUUGUAUCUGCAAAGUGCUUUAUUUCUGAGUGUAAUUCUAACUGAGUGCAAUCUAGGUUAAAAGCUGGACAACUGGGUAAUUAGAGCUCACUUGCUGCUAAAGGACGAUCAGCUGUACCGUAGCUCAUUUGUGUUCCCAGAGACUUGUUCUCCUCUCCCCUGAGCGGAGGCUGCUGGAGAAGGAGCAUCUGUCCUCGGACUUUUCUUGGUUGCGGAGAUGAUGGUGCUGGACAAGGAGGACGGUGUGCCGAUGUUAUCCGUACAACCCAAAGGGAAGCAGAAGGGCUGUGCUGGCUGCAACCGAAAGAUCAAGGACCGGUACCUGCUGAAGGCUCUGGAUAAGUAUUGGCAUGAAGACUGUUUAAAGUGUGCCUGCUGUGACUGUCGUCUUGGAGAGGUUGGAUCAACUCUUUACACAAAAGCAAAUCUCAUUCUUUGCCGCAGAGAUUACCUGAGGCUCUUUGGUACCACCGGGAAUUGUGCUGCCUGCAGUAAACUGAUCCCUGCCUUUGAGAUGGUGAUGAGGGCCAGAGAUAAUGUUUACCAUUUGGACUGCUUUGCCUGUCAGCUCUGCAACCAGCGGUUCUGUGUGGGAGACAAAUUUUUCCUGAAGAACAACAUGAUCUUGUGUCAGAUGGACUAUGAGGAAGGGCAGCUGAACGGGAGCUUCGAGUCCCAGGUGCUUUGACCUCCCACGUAACAAAAGCGAUGAGAUUUGAAGCAUCUCCUGGAGAAAAAUUCUGAACUGUGUUCCUGCUGCGAUGCUUUGUGCAAUGAUUUUCAAGGUUAUGCAAUUCAUGUGCAACCCACUGGACUGUAUCAAACACAUUUCUUUGUAUGGUGAGUGUCACUUUAAUAUAGUGCACCAGUAGCUGUAAAGGAUGGCUGCAAUUCUAUUUAUUUUGUCUUCUGGCUUUUUCUUAAAUUUACCCCCCCUUUCCUUUAAUAAAUAGACACCGAGUACUUUUUUUCU
Messenger RNA from Chiroxiphia lanceolata (lance-tailed manakin), 1319 nucleotides. It is a transcript of the gene LMO1, whose product is annotated as LIM domain only 1. Gene Ontology annotation, cellular component: nucleus. The record is from RefSeq and is a predicted model, not a curated record. Lineage: Eukaryota; Metazoa; Chordata; Aves; Passeriformes; Pipridae. The coding region runs from base 564 to 1034 and encodes 156 amino acids. Gene Ontology annotation, biological process: positive regulation of transcription by RNA polymerase II. Gene Ontology annotation, molecular function: transcription coactivator activity; DNA-binding transcription factor binding. The transcript has 5 exons.